Molecule: messenger RNA, 3108 nt
Organism: Mesorhabditis belari
Lineage: Eukaryota; Metazoa; Nematoda; Chromadorea; Rhabditida; Rhabditidae
Source: the annotation of a GenBank genome assembly
AUGCGCUGGCAGUGCGGCGCCCUUUUUGCACUACUAUGCAUUGGCCGGAUCAUUGCUGGAGAUGACUACUACGAGAUCCUCGGAGUGCAGAAAGAUGCUGAUGACCGCACGAUAAGGAAAGCCUUCAAGAAAUUAGCCAUUCAAAAACAUCCCGAUAAAAAUAAGGAUAACCCCGAGGCGCACGCGGAAUUCUUGAAGAUCAAUCGAGCGUAUGAGGUGUUGAAAGAUGAGGAAAUGAGAAAGAAGUUCGAUCAAUACGGCGAGGCUGGUCUGGCCGACGACUUCAAUCCUAAUCAGAACUUUCAGAGCUGGCAAUUUUAUCGUGACAACUUUGGCAUUUAUGACGAGGACACCGAGAUCACGACGUUGAAUCGAGUGGAGUUCACGCAAAUGGUUUCAGGCACUGGCGAAAUUUGGUUCAUCAAUUUCUACUCGACUUACUGUGGGCAUUGUCAUCAAUUGGCGCCAACGUGGCGUAAAUUUGCGGCUGCAAUGGACGGCGUGAUUCGUGUGGGAGCGGUGAACUGUGCCGAGGAUCCGGGAUUAUGCCAGAGCCAGAACGUCUUCGGUUACCCGAGUCUCGUUUGGUAUCCUGAUGGAACUCCCUACCAAGGUCCACGUGAUCUCGAGCUACUCAUCGACUUUGUGAUGAGCCGUUUGCCAAAUCAAGUUGUCGAGCUGACGUCGAAUAACUACUUGGUCUUCGCCCAGCAAACGCCCGAAACAGCGAACAAACCGUGGAUCAUCGAUUUCUGUGAUGAUUCGGAUCGAUGCUUGUCACAGAUCAAUCGACGAAAACUCGGGUCGAUGUUGUUCGGUUUGGUGAACGUGGGAACGAUCAGCUGCUAUCACGGAUCGGCGAAAGAUGAUCUUUGCGAGCUUUUUGAUCGGACUGAUGGAGUGCUUUGGUUUGAGAAAGGACGCAUCGAGCCUGGAACAGAACAAGUCCUCGACUCCCUCGAUCCGAAAGAACUCUCAUCGAUCGCGCUCCAAAAGCUUGAUAGUCUCCCUGAAAUGGAUGAAGAUGACGUGAAAUCGCUCUUUGAUCAACACAUUGGUGCUAUGACGGAUACAGUUGUUUGGUUUGUGAAAGAUCAGACGACCGUCGAAGAGAAAAAGGAUAUGGUCCGUUUACAGACCUAUUUCCCAAAAUACAAAAUCGGAUUCUUCGACUGCUCCCGAAACACUCUGUGUGCUGAACAACUCGAUGUGGCGAAAUUGCCGACAACUGUCCUAUUCAAAGCAAAUGGCGGAUAUGAGAUCAAUUAUGCUACGUCAAAGAACAGCUGGAGAGAUCAAAUGGUUUUCAUCAGAGAGGCUUCAAAGACGCCGAUGAAAGUACUAACCCCGGAGAUGCACGAUGACGCAGUUGAAAGUGGCGAUCUUUGGCUUGUCGACUAUUUUGCGCCGUGGUGCCCGCCUUGUAUGCGAUUGAUGUCCGAGCUGCGACAAGUGCACUCCCAACUCGACGAGGACUCACAGAAGUUGAACAUUGGAACAAUCGAUUGCACAAGACAUUUAGCUGUCUGUCAGAAAGCCGGUGUUACGAGUUACCCGCACAAGAAACUCUAUUACAAGGGGAAAACGUAUUCGUCAGUUGGCUACAGCUCUGCACCCGAGAUCAUCGAUUUUAUGGAGGAUGCGUUGAACCCAUCGGUAGCCGAGUUAACCCCAGAGAAGUUUGCUGUUGAAAUAGCCGAUAAAGCUGCGGAAAUCACUUGGGUUGUCGACUUUUUCGCGCCAUGGUGUGGACCUUGUCAGCAGCUUGCUCCAGAGUUUCAACGUGCUGGUCGACUUCUUCGCGAUCACGACUCGCAAAACGUUAAAUAUGGCUCGGUGGAUUGUCAGGCGCAUCGUGCAUUCUGUGAUGAGCAACGAAUUGGCGGCUAUCCGACGAUUCGUUUGUAUACAGCUGAAAGCGUUCAACAGAAACGAAGUGUUGGUAGAAUAAUUGAUUACCCGGGAAACAUGUGGCGAAACGCUGAUUCGAUCUCACAAUGGACGAUGGGUUAUCUCCCGUCGGUGGUCACCCAAAUGGGCAACGAGUUUUAUGCAGAGGUUCUGGAUGCCACAACUCCGUAUCUUGUUGAUUUUUAUGCUCCAUGGUGUGGCCCUUGUAUGCGUUUCGCUCCAAUAUUCGAUCAGAUUGCUAAGGCUCUAGAAGGUCGUGUCCAAUUGGCGAAAGUUGACUGUGAUCAAUGGCCAGGUGUUUGUCAAGGAGCCGGGAUUCGAGCUUACCCAUCGCUUCGGCUAUAUCGUGGCGCUCAAAAUGGUCGCCGACAAGACCUUUGGGGAAUCGAUAUUCAAUCACAAGUGAAGGAUCACAUUAUACAGGUUGUGCAAAACUACAUCGGCAUCAUCAUUUUUGUCAUACAAAAUUUUCUUCUCAUUCCUAUGUGCCUUUUCCCAUUCAGCAAUACUCAAGCCCCAAAAAUUAUCUCAAAACAUCCAAACCCUCUGAUGGCUCCAAAACGAUUGCAAUGGUUACUACAAGAGCUCAAAGAUUUCGAAAAACCAAAAAUCCAACUUGAGCAAUACGCGACUUCGGCCGAGUUGGCAGUUUUAGUGUGCCUUGUCGAAUGCGUCUCGUCGACGGCGAACGGUUUGGAAGGGAAAUCAGUGCUCGAUCUGGGUUGCGGCUGCGGGAUGUUAAUGGUGGCGAUGGCGGCGAGUUGCAGCUCUACGUAUUGUUUAGGAGUUGAUAUCGACGAUGAUGCCCUUCGAAUAUGUCGAGAAAAUUUGGAGACGAGUGAACUUUCGGGAAGAUGUGAGCUCAUCCAAGCCGAUGUCACGAAAUUACCUCAACUCUUCGGCAAGGAAAAAUUCGACAUUGUGAUAACAAAUCCACCAUUUGGCACGAAGAACAAUGCUGGUCUUGAUAUGCAAUUUCUUCAAAUCGGACUUUCUUUGUUGAGACCCGGUGGUCACAUUUUCUCUCUACACAAGACGAGCACGAGGAGAUUCGUGUUGAAGAAAGCAAAGGAGUUUAACGAUGUUCAAGAGGUCGAAUGUCUCGCCGAAAUGCUCUGGGAAUUGCCGGCCACCUACAAAUUUCACAAAAAGAAAUCUGUUGAUAUUCAGGUCGAUGUGAUACAUUGUUUGAAAAAG